Bipolaris zeicola 26-R-13 is the source of this 222-nucleotide messenger RNA. RefSeq lists its product as uncharacterized. The annotation marks the transcript as partial. Lineage: Eukaryota; Fungi; Ascomycota; Dothideomycetes; Pleosporales; Pleosporaceae. The transcript has a single exon. The record is from RefSeq and is a predicted model, not a curated record.
AGUGUUGAUGGGAGCUAUCGCGGUGGUAACGUACAGCCGCGUGAGAUUCUGCAGGCGAGCACAAGGACACGGGGGCAGAAGCUGCAAUCAGCAGAGCUAGAUCAGGCGAUGGUGGAUGGAUCAAGCCCGCAAUGGUCCGGACUAUGGGACGCGAUGCUUUCUGCGGUGGUUGCGUCUGCGGUCGCGGAAAAGGUGCGAGAGAGAAAGUCGGGGCUGUCCUAG